Molecule: messenger RNA, 3690 nt
Organism: Adineta ricciae
Lineage: Eukaryota; Metazoa; Rotifera; Eurotatoria; Adinetida; Adinetidae
Source: the annotation of a GenBank genome assembly
AUGUUACUUGGAAAUGAACAUGGAUCAUUUAUUCUUCAAGAUAUUAUCCAAAAUCGUUCAAAUUCUCCUCCUUUGAUUGUUUCAGCUGGUGAUUUUAAUGCUGAUGGACAAUCAGAAAUUGUUGUUGCAUAUGACAGUAGUGACUCAAUUGAUAUGUUCAUUACAUAUAAUACCGGAACUUUUAUAAUGACAUAUAAAUAUUCAGUUGGUUUAUCUCCGAGAUAUGUAGUUCUUGAUUAUCUUAAUAAUGAUAGUUAUAUUGAUAUUAUUCUUGUUGAAUAUGACUCAUAUGAUAUAAGAAUUUUUUAUGGAAAAGAGAAUGGAAGUUUUACAGAUCCAAGAGUAUAUCCAACCGACGUUCGCCCACAUUAUGCUGCAGUUGGCGAUUUUAAUUCUGAUCAUCGACUAGAUGUAGUUGUUGGAAAUUCUGGUGUUCAUAUACUCAACAUAUUCUUCGGAUAUGAUAAUGAUACUUUUUCUAAUCCAAUUACUUAUUCGAUUGACGACGGUAUACGACAUCUAGCAGCGGGUGAUUUUAACGAAGAUAAUCGAUUAGAUCUAGUUGCCGUCACUGAGAGUCAAACUAUCAUUCUAUUUCAAGGAUUGAGUAAUGGUUCUUUUUUCGUAACUGAAAUUAAAAAUCGAAGUACAGAUGAUCAACGAUUCAUAGUUGUAGCUGAUUUUAGUAAUGAUUCUCAUUUGGAUUUUGUUAUUUCGAAUUAUCGUAACAAUUACGUUGGUAUUUAUCUUGGUUAUGGAAAUGGCUCUUUUACUCAACAAAUAACAUAUUAUGUUGACUCCCAUCCAUAUGCAUUAGCAGUGGGCGAUCUAAAUCAUGAUAAUUGCCUGGAUAUUGCUGCAGCUACUCUGGGCUAUAGUACGGUAACUGUCAUUCUUGGCUAUGGUAAUGGAUCUUUUGCAGAAAAGAAAAUCUUUCCAGUUGGUACUCUCCCGGUAUCUAUUGCUAUUGGUGAUUGUAAUAAUGAUAAUCAUCCAGAUAUUAUUGUUGCUAAUAAUGGUGACAAUUUCAUCAGUAUUUUAUUAGGAAACGGCGAUGGUUCAUUUCGUACUCAAAUAACAUAUACAACUGGCUCUGGUCCACGUUCUUUAGCAAUUCAUGAUUUUAAUAAUGAUGGCUAUCGGGAUAUUGUUGUGGCAAAUCAAGGUGAUGCAUCUUUAGUCAUCAUGUUCGGCCAACAGAAUCUCGUUUUUCAAAAACAAACAACACUCUCGACUGGUAACAGCUCUCGAUCACGAUCAGUUGUAAUUGAUGAUUUCAAUAGUGAUUAUCAUAUGGAUAUUAUUGUUGCUAAUUCAGGUACGAAUAAUAUUGGUAUUUUCUUUGGGUACGGAAACUUUACUUUUGCAAACCAAAUAACAUAUUCAACUGGUAAUAAUUCAUAUCCAUAUUCAGUUGCGGCAGGUUGUUUCAAUAAUGAUACUCGAUUAGAUCUUGUUACUGCUAAUUAUGGUUCUGAUAGUAUUAGUAUUUUUCUUAAUGACAAGAGUAACUCAUUUAUAAAUCAAAGAACAUAUUCAACAGGUUCAUCAUCAUCACCUUAUUCUGUUACUGUUGGAGAUUUUAAUAAUGAUAAUAAUUUGGAUAUCAUUGUUAUAAAUAAUGAUAAUAAUAAAUAUGGAGUGUUUCUUGGUCAUGGUGAUGGAAUAUUUGAUUCAGUAAUAUUAUUUGCAAUGCCAUAUGGAUCUCAUCCAUCCUCAUUAGCACUCGCUGAUUUUAAUCAUGAUGGCAAAGUGGAUAUUACUAUUCAAUUGGAUACAAAUUCGCAUCCAUUAUCAAUUACUUUUGGUGAUUUUAACAACGAUCAACAAUUGGAUCUUGCUGUAGCUCUUGCUGCUCCAUCAAAUCAGAUUGGAAUGUUACUUGGAAAUGAACACGGAUCAUUUGUUCUUCAAGAUAUUAUCCAAAAUCGUUCAAAUUCUCCUCCUUUGAUUGUUUCAGCUGGUGAUUUUAACGCUGAUGGACAAUCAGAAAUUGUUGUUGCAUUUGACAACAGUGACUCAAUUGAUAUGUUCAUUACAUAUAAUACAGGAACUUUGAUAAUGACACAUAAAUAUUCAGUUGGUUUAGCUCCAUUAUAUGUAGUUCUUGAUUAUCUUAAUAACGAUAGUUAUAUUGAUAUUAUUCUUGUUGAAUAUAACGCAUAUGAUAUAAGGAUUUUUUAUGGAAAAGAGAAUGGAAGUUUUACAGACCCAAGAGUAUAUUCAACCGACUUUCGCCCAUAUUAUGCUGCAGUUGGCGAUUUUAAUUCUGAUCAUCGACUAGAUGUAGUUGUUGGAAGUUCUCGUGUUCAUAUACUCAACAUAUUCUUCGGAUCUGAUAAUGAUACUUUUUCUAAUUCAACUACUUAUUCAGUUGAUGACGGUAUACGACAUCUAGCAGCAGGCGAUUUCAACGAAGAUAAUCGAUUAGAUCUAGUUGCCGUGGCUGAGAGUCAAAAUAUUAUUCUAUUUCAAGGAUUUGGUAAUGGUUCUUUUUUCGUAACUGAAAUUAAAAAUCAAAGUACAGAUGAUCAACGAUUCAUAGUUGUAGCUGAUUUUAAUAAUGAUUCUCAUUUGGAUUUUGUUAUUUCGAAUUAUGGUAACAAUUACGUUGGUAUUUAUCUCGGUUAUGGAAAUGGCUCUUUUACUCAACAAAUAACAUAUUAUGUUGACUCCCAUCCAUAUGCAUUGGCAGUGGGCGAUCUAAAUCACGAUAAUCGCCUGGAUAUUGUUGCAGCUACUUUGGGCCAUAGUACGGUAACUGUCAUUCUUGGCUAUGGUAAUGGAUCUUUUGCAGAAAAUAAAAUCUUUCCAGUUGGUACUCUCCCGGUAUGUGUCGCUAUUGGCGAUUGUAAUAAUGAUAAUCAUCCAGAUAUUAUUGUUGCUAAUAAUGGUGACAAUUUCAUAAGUAUUUUAUUAGGAAAUGGCGAUGGUUCAUUUCGUACUCAAAUAACAUAUACAAGUGGUUCUGGUCCACGUUAUUUAGCAAUUCAUGAUUUUAAUAAUGAUAGUUAUCGGGAUAUUGUUGUGGCAAAUCAAGGUGAUGCAUCUUUAGUCGUCAUGUUCGGCCAGCAGAAUCUCGUUUUUCAAAAACAAACAACACUCUUGACUGGUAACAGCUCUCGAUCACGAUCAUUUGUAAUUGAUGAUUUCAAUAAUGAUCAUCAUAUGGAUAUUAUUGUUGCUAAUUCAGGUACGAAUAAUAUUGGUAUUUUCUUUGGGUACGGAAACUUCACAUUUACAAACCAAAUAACAUAUUCAACUGGUAAUAAUUCAUAUCCAUAUUCAGUUGCGGCAGGUUGUUUCAAUAAUGAUACUCUAUUAGAUCUUGUUACUGCUAAUUAUGGUUCUAAUACUAUUAGUAUUUUUCUUAAUGACAAGAGUAACUCAUUUAUAGAUCAAAGAACAUAUUCAACAGGUUCAUCAUCAUCGCCUUAUUCUGUUACUGUUGGAGAUUUUAAUAAUGAUAAUAACUUGGAUAUCAUUGUUAUAAAUAAUGAUAAUAAUAAAUUUGGAGUGUUUCUUGGUCAUGGUGAUGGAAUAUUUGAUUCAGUAAUAUUAUUUGCAAUGCCAUAUGGAUCUCAUCCAUUCUCAUUAGCACUCGCUGAUUUUAAUCAUGAUGGCAAAGUGGAUAUUACUGUGAUAAAUAAUGGAACAGACAGUUUAAGUUUAUAUAUACAAACCUGUUAA